Dermacentor silvarum is the source of this 932-nucleotide messenger RNA. RefSeq names its product putative methyltransferase-like protein 7A. The record is from RefSeq and is a predicted model, not a curated record. Gene Ontology annotation, molecular function: S-adenosylmethionine-dependent methyltransferase activity. The transcript has 5 exons. Lineage: Eukaryota; Metazoa; Arthropoda; Arachnida; Ixodida; Ixodidae. The coding region runs from base 273 to 932 and encodes 219 amino acids.
GCUACCGUAUGUGUGACGCCCGACACCGAACCACGAACUGAGAACCAGGACCCCAAGACAGGUGACGUGCUGGAAAUAACUUCAUAUCUGCUCACUACUAGAUCUCAAGCAGCGAGUUCAACACAGCCGCCUGGAAAAGUGACGAAUUUUGGUGCAGAGUUUACACGGAGCGAUAUCUCCCCUCUACUACUAUAAAAGAAAGUUAACGUAACCGUCGCUGGAAAUAAUUAGCAGGAUAGAUAUACUGUGAAAAAAACUUCUUGCUCGGAAGCAUGUCGCCUCCAACAAAACCGAUCGCCGUCAUUGAGCGAAAGUGGUCUCGCCUCCUCCUGCUGAACUACGCCUGGCUCGCCACUGUUGGGAUAUCUGGUAUUGUACUCAUGCCCCUGUUGAUCGUGAGCCACCGUUUCCAAGAAAAAUUCUUCGCUUUCAUCUACGUGAUCCUAAUGCGUUUCGCGAACAGCGAAGUGGCCGUGAUGCGACGAGCCAUCAUGUCCCACCUCAACGAGAUGUCCCCGCAAAAGCCAUCGUCGAGUGUCCGCGGUUCACUGCGCGUCCUGGAAGUCGGAGCAGCCUACGGACCAAAUCUCGAGUUCAUUCAGCGACCCGUCGAGUAUUGGACGGUGGAGCCCAACAGAAGCUUCGAGGAUACCUUCAGGCGAAACAUUAAAAGAAAUCCGAACGUGGAGAUGAAGCAAUUGAUCACCGGACACGGGGAGGACAUGCAUAUGUUGCCAGACGGCUACUUCGACGCAGUUGUCCUCUUCUAUGUACUCUGCACGGCAAAGGACGGAUCUAAACUCCUGAGCGAAUGCAAGCGUGUAUUAAAGAAGGGUGGUCGCCUUCUCUUUGCUGAGCACGUCGGCUACAAGAAAGGCACCUUCUCAAGGUUUAUACAAGAUACCCUGACCCCACUGAGCAAGAAAUACUAG